AAUAUUCCACUCCCGAAUAAUACUGAUAGCAAAAUUAUCAUUAUUUAAUAUUCUGACUGUGCAAGUUGCGCACCAAUAGAAACCAACAGGCCAAACCGCGUUGAGUUUGGGUUGGGCAAAGAUUAGUCGAUUGUCUGCAGUUGCCCCAUCAACAACAACAACAAAAAUGCUCCAAGAGAACGGAACAACUGAACCUGCCGCCUUCCUGCAGCUCAGUGAGCUUGCCUCAGAAAGUAGCGGUGGUCGAAUCCUAUUUUCGACGGAUGACUUCUUCGCUCCGGCCGAGGGAAUGUUGAGGGAUGAGGAACCGAUCUUCAUCCCGGACAAGUACACCGAUUUUGGGAAGUGGAUGGACGGCUGGGAGACACGCCGCAAGCGGAUAGCCGGUCAUGAUUGGUGCAUCGUUCGGUUGGCCGCACCGACCGUCAUCAAGGGGAUCGUAGUGGAUACGGCACAUUUCACGGGCAAUUUCGCCCCCCGGAUGUCGAUCCAAGGCGCACGAAUUGACCCACGUCGGGAGCGACAGAUCGCGGUACGUCGUGAGGGCAGCAUUGGAACCGGCUGCGAUGGGUCCGAAAUGGAGGAAAAAAUCAAAAACUUCCAAUGGGAGGAGAUCGUGCAGAAUACUCCACUGAAGCCGGGUUACGACAAAACAAGAAAACAUUAUUUCGGCGUGGAUACCAACGAGAAUGUGUUUACCCAUUUGAGGGUAAAUAUUUACCCGGACGGAGGAAUUGCUAGACUGAGAGUUUACGGUGUGGUGCAACCGGAUCGUGAUUCGAUGGCUGACAGUGCAGAGCUGGUGGAUCUUAUCGCAAUGUUGAACGGAGGCCAGUGUUUGGAGUUCUCCAACGCACAUUACGGACAUCCGAGGAAUUUGAUCAAGCCGCAGAGGGGCGCCAACAUGGGUGAUGGGUGGGAAACCGCUCGAAGAAAUGACCGGCCAGCAAUCCUAACGACCGAUGAGCGGGGUAUUCUUAAGGUGCCCGGUUGCGAGUGGGCCGUUUUCAAGCUGGGUAUGAAGGGGACCGUCCGAAGGAUUGUAUUGGAUACGAACCAUUUCAAGGGAAACUUUCCGGAUAGUGUUAGAAUAGAAGCCGCUUUGCUGCGUGAGGAUCAAGAUCUGGAAGGAGCGAAGUGGACUGUUAUGUUAGAUAAUAGGAAACUGUCGGCGCACAAGGAACACAUCUAUGAGGAAGAUGAUUUGUUGGCCAAUGCACCAUGCACUCAUAUCAGGAUUACUAUAGCGCCAGAUGGUGGAAUCUCUAGGCUUAGAUUGUUUGGACGUUGUGAGAAGUAAAUACUGAUUAUGAACCACGAG
Molecule: messenger RNA, 1321 nt
Organism: Toxorhynchites rutilus septentrionalis
Lineage: Eukaryota; Metazoa; Arthropoda; Insecta; Diptera; Culicidae
Product: allantoicase-like
Exons: 2
Coding region: 167-1300 (377 amino acids)
Biological process (GO): allantoin catabolic process
Molecular function (GO): allantoicase activity
Source: RefSeq, a predicted model, not a curated record